AGUCGCACCGUUGUCAAGGUUAUAAACGAUGGCUAGUACUACACUUUUCCUGCUCUGCGAUCUCCAGAGCAUAUUUCGUACUGCGAUUCAUGAAUACCACCAUGUUGUUGCGACGACCAACAAAAUGCUCAAGUUUGCCAAGCUUUUUGAAUAUCCUGUUAUAGUAACGACACAGAAUGCCAAAGCGCUUGGUCCAAUUGAUCCCCAAGUUGAUCUUGCUUCUCUCGGCAUCCUUCACCGACAGACUAUCGAUAAAACCCUGUUCUCAAUGUUCAUCCCGGAAAUCCAGGCCCUUGUUUCGGAACUGGGAACUAGGACCGUAGUCCUUAUGGGCAUCGAAUCACACAUCUGUAUCCUUCAAACAGCAUUAGAGCUCUUGAGUCAAUCCUCGAUAAACAAAAUCAGCGAAGUCUAUGUUGUUGCCGAUGCGGUUUCUUCAUGCAAUGCAUUUGAAGUACCUAUUGCGCUCGACGCCAUGCGCCAUGCUGGAGUCAAAGUGCUCACUAGCGAAAGUAUAGGUUUUUUGCUCAUGCGAGAUGCUUCUCUACCUUCGUUUAGGGAAUUUGCGCGCAUCAUCAAGGAAUCGAAGGGCAGUACGAAAGCUGCUGGGGAAGCCCUCCUUCAGAGGACUUCACUGUGAAUAAUACGAACUUCCAUGUAUCAUUCAGUCUCCGAAAUUUUACAUACCUUAAGUUAUUGGAUUGAACCCCCAUUUCUGCUUCUACGAUAUAAGUCUUCGAUUACCUGAUAUAUAGGAUUGGCCAGUGCAGAAAAUCCAA
Messenger RNA from Lentinula edodes (shiitake mushroom), 779 nucleotides. Its product is annotated as Isochorismatase-like protein. Lineage: Eukaryota; Fungi; Basidiomycota; Agaricomycetes; Agaricales; Omphalotaceae. The record is from RefSeq and is a predicted model, not a curated record. The transcript has 5 exons. The coding region runs from base 29 to 640 and encodes 203 amino acids.